UGGAGAAAAAACAGUCCUUUCCUUCCAAAACCCAAACCAGAAAGGUUAUUCCAACGAAUCUGGCAGCGGGUCACUUUCACCAGAGGGCUGGUCUGGAGGAACACAGGGGUGGGGUGGGGGGACUCGGCCCUGCGGCUGCCUCCCUCUCCCCUGUCUUGGUCAGGUGUGGGGGCAGUUGCCUGUGGGAAGCAUGCGCUGGCUGAGCUUCCGUGUGCAGGGGCCCACCAGCCGCCUCUUUCCCAGCUUCAGGAUGAACCCCAGUGCUGGGCUGCAGGACGAGUACCGCCGGUGCUUGGAGAGGGACUUCCGCAGGGGCCACGUCGGGGCCUGCAGCGACGCUUCCCUGAAGGAGUUGCUGUGGCACCGCCUGCUGGAGGACCCGGGGCUUCACUGUAGCCUGGAUGGGGAGGAGACCUUUGCCACGCUGGCCACUGCCCUGCGGGGACACCUGGAUCUGAAAGGGGCCCUCCGGGAUCUCGGCAGGGCCUUUGAAGUGCUGGAGCUGGCCGCUGUCAAUCUGUACUUUUUCCCUUGGCGCAAGGAAUUUAGCACCGUCAAGACCUUCUCGGGGGUCUACGUUCACGUCCUUCAGGGGGUCCUGCCAGAAGGAGACCUUGCCCGGAGCUUCCGCCGACUGGGCUAUGUACAGCAAGACCAUCUCCACCUGGUGAAUUCCCGGCUGCCACCGGGCCCCAACCUGCUCUGUGCAGCCUGCUGCUUCUUUGCAGCCAGGGUGGAGUGCGAGAUCUUGGCCAAGAUUGUGGAGGAACUGGAGCCGCGAGCUGUGCUGCCCGACGAGCUACUAAAGGCCCGGAGGGAGGCCCAGGGCAGCUUGGAGAGGUGUGUUGCCAAACUGCAGAGCCUGACACGGUGGCCGCGCAGCCGUGAGACCCGCCCAGAGCUGGCCGAGGGGCUCGAUCUCUACCAGGGGAGCCCGGAAAGGCAGGGCCCCUACAGAGAGCCUCCGGGAAGCCGGUUGUUCUCCCAGGAGCCCACCCCGUUCAGCGAGUGCAGCAGCCCCAGGCUGCUGAGGCGGGAGCAGCCCCCGUGGAGCCCUGAGGCCCUGGUGGAGACCAGGAGCGAGCCCUCCUGGAGCCGGGAGCCCUCCUGCGGCAAUGGACUCCUGGCCUCGGAGGGGCUCGACCUCGCCACCUCCUUCUCGCUCAUCUCCUUGAGGCGCGAGCUCAGCAGGACUUCCGAAGUGGGCUUUCCUGCUCAGCCGGGGGGCUCGCUCUCGGCCUCCAGCACCCCCUUUGAGAGUUCCGCCCCCCCGAGCAGCCCGGCCUCCCCUCCGUGCAGGCAGCCCUGGAGCCCCCACCUCAACCCUGCCAGCCUGUGCCGUACUCCGCCGCUGGGCAGGGGGCCGGCCCCUGAGCCGGCCCACUAUCAGAUGCAUUCCUGCCUGCCCCCAGGGGCCCUGCCUUGCUCCUGCUGCAACACCUGCAAGUUGCUGCAUGGCAGCAGCUGCGAUGGGGCUCAGAUCUGCCGGAACCACCACCGCGUGGAGGAGCUGCAGAGCGAGAAGCAGCAGCGCCUGUGGCUGCAGCGAACAGAGGUGGACAGGCUGCUGCACGAGGCCAGCGGGGCCUGGCAGUAGGCAGAGAAGCCCGGCUGGACUUCAGAGUGCAGCGCCGCACACCCUGCCUGGCUGUCCUGGAAGUUCUUCAGGAGUCACCCACGCCAGGCCAGCUUUCCUGUGCCCAUUCUGCUUGCCUGAGCAGGGCAGUCAAAAGCAGCUGAGCACGGCCCUUUGUUCUCUUACCAGAACGGACUUGGGCAGACCCUGUUGAUGGAGGAGUGAAGGGAAGGGUGGCUUUGCCUGGGUUCGAUUAGAUGCCCGCAAGGGGGGGUGGGGCAGGGCAGACCUCACGCCAGAGACUUUUUCUGGUACUGGGACCGUGUUGUUCUGAACGCACAUCUUGUGUUGGCCCUUUCUGACAUUCCAAAACUCAGCUGCUCUCCUUCCCCUGUUCUGGAAUCUGUGUGAGGAAAGACAGAGCGGCAAGGCCAGGGUGGCCCUGGCUCAUCCCGUCUUUCCUGACCUCCUGCGCUUCCCGUAGAGCAGAGGCCGGAGCAGAGCCCCUUGCUUAAGUAGCAAGCUAGGGAGGAAUUGCUGGCAUUUUUACAAAAGCAGAAUGGGCCCCGUUGUAGUUGCUGCCUUGACAAUGUCUUACAAAAGGUGCAGUUGUAAUAAACUUAACUAAAAACUA
Molecule: messenger RNA, 2210 nt
Organism: Candoia aspera
Lineage: Eukaryota; Metazoa; Chordata; Lepidosauria; Squamata; Candoiidae
Gene: SPATA2L
Product: spermatogenesis associated 2 like
Exons: 2
Coding region: 191-1597 (468 amino acids)
Cellular component (GO): cytoplasm
Source: RefSeq, a predicted model, not a curated record